AUGGCUUCGUUUCGCCUCACCAUCGAGGACGGCCAGUUCCGCGAUGCCCACGGCCGCCAGGUGGUCCUUCGCGGCAUCAACGUUGCCGGAGACACGAAGCUGCCCAGCGAACCCAACCAGCCCUCUCACGUCGGUGACGACUUCUUCGACGGCGACAAUGUGACGUUUCACCAGCGGCCGUUUACAAAGGAAGACGCCCCGAUUCACUUUGCGAGGAUCAAGCGGUUUGGCUUCAAUACGAUUCGAUACCUGUUUACGUGGGAGGCCCUUGAGGCGGCUGGGCCGGGCAUCUACGACGAGGAAUACAUUCAGCACACCAUUGAGGUUCUGAGGAUCGCAAAGUCGUAUGGUUUCUAUGUCUUCAUGGACCCUCACCAGGACGUCUGGUCCAGGUUCACCGGUGGUUCGGGAGCCCCAAUGUGGACGAUUUACGCUUGUGGGCUCAAUCCCCAGAGCUUCGCUGCCACCGAGGCGGCCAUCGUUCACAACACAUAUCCCGACCCCGACAACUUCCCCAAGAUGAUCUGGUCGACCAACUACUAUCGACUCGCUGCGGGGACCAUCUUUACCUUUUUCUUUGCAGGCAGGGAUUUCGCCCCGAAGUGCAUCAUCGACGGCGUCAAUAUUCAGGAUUACCUACAGGAUCACUUCAUCAAUGCCUGUGCCCAUCUCGCGAAGCGCAUUCACGAGGCCGGGGACCUUGAAAAUGAAGUUGUCAUUGGCUGGGAGAGCAUGAAUGAGCCAAACAGAGGCAUGACUGGCUAUGUUGACUUGACCGUCAUCCCCAAGGAGCACCCUCUGAAAAAAGGCACAUGCCCAACCAUGUGGCAGACUUUCUUGACGGGCAUGGGCAGAGCUUGUGAGAUCGACACAUGGGAGAUGGGAGGUCUCGGGCCUUACAAGACGGGAACAAAGCUGGUGGACCCGCACGGCGAGUUCGCUUGGCUGCCUGAAGGGUAUGACGACUCGAGAUACGGAUGGAAGCGUGAUGCUGGGUGGAAGCUGGGCGAGUGCGUCUGGGCCCAACACGGCGUGUGGGAUAUCGCAACAGAUACCCUCUUGAAGAAGGACUACUUUGCAAAGAACCCUAACACUGGAAAGAAGAUUGACUACCCAGAGUUCACAAACACCUACUUCAUGGACUUUUGGAGGAAGUACAACAAGGCUUGCCGCAGCAUCCACAAGGAUUGCCUCAUGCUCAUGCAGUUCCCUACCCUGGAGCUUCCUCCCCAGAUCAAGGGCACAGAGGAUGAUGAUCCAAAGCUGGUCUUUACGCCCCAUUUCUACGAUGGCAUCACCCUCAUGACGAAGCACUGGAACAGCAGUUGGAACGUCGACGUCGUCGGUGUGCUUCGGGGCAAGUACUGGCACCCUGCUUUUGCCAUCAGAAUUGGCGAGACAGCUAUUCGAAACUGCUUGCGGGAUCAACUGGCAACCCUUCGACAAGAGGGUAUUGACCGGACGGGCAACCAUCCUUGCUUGAUGACCGAGUUUGGUAUUCCAUAUGACAUGGAUGACAAGAAAGCAUACAAGACAGGAGACUACUCGAGCCAAUCUGCGGCCUUGGAUGCCAACUACUUUGCGGCGGAAGGAUCAGGAAUGGAAGGGUAUUGCCUAUGGGUGUACUCUACGACAAAUGAUCACGAGAGAGGAGACCAGUGGAACGGGGAGGAUCUGUCCAUCAUCUCGGUGGACGACAAGCUCCCCGAGACAUCAUCAAUGAUGAGUGAGCCCGCGUUGGAUCAAUCGACGACGAGUCUUGUCAAGAACGGCUCCACUGUCGUUACGGCGGACGCUCUAGAUGAUGCAGGCGUCCACCCUGGAAACCUCCAACGCACACUUACGAACCCAUCCAUCAGCUCUGCUCCCUCCGACAAGGACCCUGAACUGGCGAAUACCCCGGGCUACCGUGCCGCAGAGGCCUUUAUUCGCCCAACACCGACGGUCGUGGCGGGAAACCUCGUCUCUUCUGGCUUUGAUCUACGCAAAUGCAUUUUUAACAUCAAGGUUUCAGCUCCACACGCUGCAGCCGACGAUACACCGACGAUCAUAUUCCUUCCAGAGUACCACUUCCCCAAGUCGGAAUGUGAGAUCACCGUUUCGGCUGGCAGAUGGGAGAUUGGCCUUGAUAGCAGCGAGGGCACACUCGUCCAGCUCCUACGGUGGUGGCAUCCCGAAGGAGAGCAGACACUGACGGCCAAGGGCAUAGUACGAAAGUACAACCUUCCUGAGGGCACGUCUGACGAAGCAGGCUACUUGGAGCAGUGCCAGGCAGGCUACGGCCUGAACCUGGGAAGCUGCUGUCUCAUGUGA
Molecule: messenger RNA, 2313 nt
Organism: Trichoderma citrinoviride
Lineage: Eukaryota; Fungi; Ascomycota; Sordariomycetes; Hypocreales; Hypocreaceae
Product: glycoside hydrolase family 5 protein
Exons: 1
Coding region: 1-2313 (770 amino acids)
Biological process (GO): carbohydrate metabolic process; ergosteryl 3-beta-D-glucoside catabolic process
Molecular function (GO): steryl-beta-glucosidase activity
Source: RefSeq, a predicted model, not a curated record